This is a messenger RNA of Ficedula albicollis (Collared flycatcher), 607 nucleotides long. Its product is annotated as collagen alpha-1(XVII) chain-like. The record is from RefSeq and is a predicted model, not a curated record. The transcript is spliced from 2 exons. The annotation marks the transcript as partial. Gene Ontology annotation, cellular component: cytosol; nucleus. Gene Ontology annotation, biological process: mRNA catabolic process. Gene Ontology annotation, molecular function: nuclease activity; RNA binding. NCBI's taxonomy places the organism in Eukaryota, Metazoa, Chordata, Aves, Passeriformes, Muscicapidae.
AUGCGCUCCGGAGCUCCCGUGCCCAGCCCGGUGCUCCCACCCGGGCUCCUCCCGCUCCCCUCCAGUCCCGGCCGCUCCCGGGAAGGGGCUGCCCCGGGAUGGGUUUUGGGGAGCCGGGAUGGCUCUGCGGGGGUGUCGGUGCCGAGGAGCCGGUUCCCAGCGGGGAGCUCCCGGGGAAUUGCCGGGAAUCGGGGACCCCCGGGGCUCAGGGCGCCUCCCUCCCCCGCCGCCUCCCUCCCCCGCCCGCAGCCCUGGGGCUUCCCGGCGCGGGAGUUCCUGCGGAAGAAGCUGAUCGGGAAGGAGGUGUGCUUCACCGUGGAGUACAAGACGCCGCAGGGCCGCGAGUACGGCAUGGUCUACCUGGGCAAAGACACCAGUGGGGAGAACAUUGCCGAGUCCCUGGUGGCCGAAGGACUGGCUUCCCGGCGGGAGGGCAUCCGAGCCAACAAGUACGUGCACAGCUCCCCCCCCGAGCCUGGUCCCAGUCCUGAUCCUGAUCCCCAUCCUGAUCCCAGUCCUAAUCCUGAUCCCCAUCCUGGGCUGCUGCUCUGGGCACAGAGCCCUUGCAUCCCGUGGCUCCAGUGGCCCUGCCAGGGAUCGGGGGGCA